Molecule: messenger RNA, 1674 nt
Organism: Knipowitschia caucasica
Lineage: Eukaryota; Metazoa; Chordata; Actinopteri; Gobiiformes; Gobiidae
Source: the annotation of a GenBank genome assembly
AUGACUCACCUGCAGUUAUUUAUAGCCACAAAGACGCUGCUGAGGCCACGGUUCAUUUUCCUCCAGUUUCGCGGGAGCACUGCCCUCCACACCUGCCCUUCACACUGCCCUCCACACCUGCCCUCCACACUGUCCUCCACACCUGCCCUUCACACUGCCCUCCACACCUGCCCUCCACACUGUCCUCCACACCUGCCCUCCACACAGCCCUCCACACCUGCCCUCCACACCUGCCCUCUACACUGUCCUCCACACCUGCCCUCUACACUGUCCUCCACACCUGCCCUCCACACUGUCCUCCACACCUGCCCUUCACACCUGCCCUCCACACAGCCCUCCACACCUGCCCUUCACACCUGCCCUCCACACUGCCCUCCACACCUGCCCUCCACACCUGCCCUCCAUACUGUCCUCCACACCUGCCCUCCACACUGUCCUCCACACCUGCCCUCCACACCUGCCCUCCACACUGCCCUCCACACCUGCCCUCCACACCUGCCCUCUACACUGUCCUCCACACCUGCCCUCCACACUGUCCUCCACACCUGCCCUCCACACCUGCCCUCCACACUGCCCUCCACACCUGCCCUCUACACUGUCCUGCACACCUGCCCUCCACACUGUCCUCCACACCUGCCCUCCACACCUGCCCUCCAUACUGUCCUCCACACCUGCCCUUCACACUGUCCUCCACACCUGCCCUCCACACCUGCCCUCCACACUGCCCUCCACACCUUACCUCCACACCUGCCCUCUACACUGUCCUCCACACCUGCCCUCUACACUGUCCUCCACACCUGCCCUCUACACUGUCCUCCACACCUGCCCUCCACACUGUCCUCCACACCUGCCCUCCACACCUGCCCUCCACACCUGCCCUCCACACUGCCCUCCACACCUGCCCUCCACACCUGCCCUCUACACUGUCCUCCACACCUGCCCUCCACACUGUCCUCCACACCUGCCCUCCACACCUGCCCUCCACACUGCCCUCCACACCUGCCCUCUACACUGUCCUCCACACCUGCCCUCCACACUGUCCUCCACACCUGCCCUCCACACCUGCCCUCCAUACUGUCCUCCACACCUGCCCUCCACACUGUCCUCCACACCUGCCCUCCACACCUGCCCUCCACACUGUCCUCCACACCUGCCCUCCACACCUGCCCUCCACACUGCCCUCCACACCUGCCCUCUACACUGUCCUCCACACCUGCCCUCCACACUGUCCUCCACACCUGCCCUCCACACCUGCCCUCCAUACUGUCCUCCACACCUGCCCUCCACACUGUCCUCCACACCUGCCCUCCACACCUGCCCUCUACACUGUCCUCCACACCUGCCCUCUACACUGUCCUCCACACCUGCCCUCUACACUGUCCUCCACACCUGCCCUCCACACUGUCCUCCACACCUGCCCUCCACACCUGCCCUUCACACUGCCCUCCACACCUGCCCUCCACACCUGCCCUCCACACCUGCCCUCCACACCUGCCCUCCACACUGCCCUCCACACCUGCCCUCCACACCUGCCCUCCACACCUGUCCUCUACACCUGCCCUCCACACCUGCCCUCCACACCUGCCCUCCACACCUGUCCUCUACACCUGCCCUCCACACCUGCCCUCCACACCGCCCCCUGCUGUCAGUGUUAUGUCGCAGCAGAGGCUGUAG